This is a messenger RNA of Soboliphyme baturini, 1626 nucleotides long. The record is from the annotation of a GenBank genome assembly. NCBI's taxonomy places the organism in Eukaryota, Metazoa, Nematoda, Enoplea, Dioctophymatida, Soboliphymatidae.
AUGGAAAAACACAAGCCUGUAGAUGAACUGUGCGUGGAAGAGCGGAGCGAGGAUGAUCCGUCACUCGAAGGAAUUCAUUCUACCAGCACCGCGAUGAUGAUGGCUGGCUUGACGAUUCAGGAGACGGAGAAGCCACACACAGAAAAGUAUUUAACCGAGCGAGAUCAGUGCCAAAAGAUUGUCAUGGGGUGGACCGAAGCGGAUCAGGUGGAUUUUGUAAAGCUGGUGCUGUCCAACAUGUGUCAUUAUCAGCACGGCCUUAUAAAUUCGUUUUUAAAGCCGAUGCUUCAGCGGGACUUCAUUUCUUUACUACCCGGUAAUUUCAUAACGAACGGUCUUUUGUUCCAUUUUGGUGGUUCUUCGGAGUGUAGACCUUUUCCUUUCCGUGUAAUGUGUACGAAAGGUCUGUCCAGAAUCGCGGAGAACAUACUGUCCUACCUGGAUGCGGUGUCGCUCUGUCGGGCAGAGCUUGUGUGUAGCGAAUGGCGCCGAGUCAUUGCGGACGGUAUGUUGUGGAAGAAGCUCAUCGAACGAAAGGUGUGCUCUGAUUCAUUGUGGAAGGGCUUAGCCGAAAAACGUCAAUGGAUCCGCUUUUUAUUCUACAGAACUCGACCCGGAGAGCUACAGCAUCCAAACGGCUUUUACAGACAGCUUUAUCCGCAGAUUAUUGAAGAUAUUAAAAAUAUUGAAAACAACUGGCGGUGCGGCAGACAUGUACUGCGCCGCAUUAACUGCCGGUCUGAAAACAGUAAAGGUGUUUAUUGCCUACAGUACGACGACAACAAAAUCGUUUCCGGUUUGCGCGACAAUACCAUUAAGAUUUUUGACCGACAAAACCUGAACUGUGUACAAGUGCUCACUGGUCAUACCGGCUCUGUUUUGUGUCUGCAAUAUGACGACAGGGUGAUAAUUAGUGGCUCCAGCGAUUCCACUGUUAGGGUUUGGGAUGUGCACACGGGUGAAAUGCUCACCUCCCUUAUUCAUCAUUGUGAAGCGGUGUUGCAUCUGCGUUUCCAAAAUGGCAUGAUGGUCACGUGUUCUAAGGACCGAAGUAUCGCGGUAUGGGAUAUGGUGAGUCCAACAGAAAUAAACCUUCGUCGCGUUUUGGUGGGUCAUCGCGCUGCUGUAAACGUUGUCGAUUUUGAUGAAAAAUAUAUCGUUUCCGCUUCUGGUGAUCGAACCAUCAAGGUUUGGAGCACUGACACCUGCGAGUUUGUGCGAACUCUGAGUGGUCAUAAACGAGGUAUCGCUUGCCUGCAGUACCGUGACAGAUUAGUUGUGUCAGGCAGUUCAGACAAUAGCAUAAGGCUCUGGGAUAUCGAGUGCGGGAACUGCCUCCGAGUUUUAGAAGGUCACGAAGAGCUUGUGCGUUGUAUACGUUUUGACAAUAAGCGAAUUGUUUCCGGUGCCUAUGAUGGCGGCAUAAAAAUAUGGGACUUGCAGGCUGCUCUCGAUUUGAGAACCCCUCCCGAAGCGUUGUGUCUGAAGACGCUAAAGGAACACACUGGACGAGUUUUCCGUCUACAGUUCGACGAGUUUCAGAUCGUCAGCAGUUCUCAUGACGAUACGAUUCUAAUUUGGGAUUUUCUCAACUACAAGCCAGCGAAUGUUUGCUCUGGGUUGUGA